This is a messenger RNA of Larimichthys crocea (large yellow croaker), 2189 nucleotides long. It is a transcript of the gene xrcc4, whose product is annotated as X-ray repair complementing defective repair in Chinese hamster cells 4. The record is from RefSeq and is a predicted model, not a curated record. Gene Ontology annotation, cellular component: DNA ligase IV complex; nucleus; DNA-dependent protein kinase-DNA ligase 4 complex. NCBI's taxonomy places the organism in Eukaryota, Metazoa, Chordata, Actinopteri, Sciaenidae. Bases 132 to 1148 code for a protein of 338 amino acids. The transcript is spliced from 8 exons. Gene Ontology annotation, molecular function: DNA binding. Gene Ontology annotation, biological process: immunoglobulin V(D)J recombination; double-strand break repair via nonhomologous end joining; response to X-ray.
UGCCGCCUGAUGAUGACGCAGGAGCCGACGUCCUCCCGCGGCUCCGCUCCGGUCGUUAAAAACGGGGAUUUAAAAGAGCCGCUUUCCUCCGUGAACCGGACCGUGUGGACGGACACGGCGAGGCCGACGGCAUGGACACGGCGGUCCGUGAAGUCCACAUCUCGUCUGAGCCUGACUCCUCCUACUUCCUGCGGGUGGACUGGAGGGGGCGGGGCUUAGCUUCAGGCUUCCAGUUGCUGCUGACUGAUGGUCGGGAUGCUUGGAGAGGAGACGUGAGUGCUGCAGCCGUGUGCGCUGAGGCGGAGGAGCUGGAGAUGCAGACGGAGAGGUACGUCCAGGACCUCCAGCAGGCGCUGACCGACACAGAAAGCUCCGUCACCUACAGCUUCAGCCUGACGCCGUCUCCGCCCGACCACAGCUCCACCGUCACGCUGGCGUACGAGAAGGUUCAGAAGGACAUCUCUUUCAGGUUGGGUUCUGUUUCGCUGAAGGCCGUCCUGGAGCCGGCGGAGGCAGUGAGAGAGCUGCUGAUCCACGGCCUGCAGAGGGGAAACACACUGCAGCAACACAACCAGAGACUAGAGGAGGAGAACCAAAGACUGAGACGAGAGCAGCAACGCAUCACUGCAGAGCUGAAGCGCUACGCGCGGGGUAAGGAAGCCCUGGAGGAGGAGCUGUACUCUCGGUUUGUUCUGGUCCUGAACGAGAAGAAAGCCAAGAUCCGCAGUCUGCAGGAAACUGUCACACAGCUGCAGGAAACCAGGAGUCCUGAUGGACAGAAAAAGGAGCGUUCAGCAAAAUCAGACCAAACAGUAACUCAGGAGGACGACGACGAAUACGGAGGGAGCACUGACGAGGAGCCAGAAGAAGUGCAGCCGACGCCAGCCUCCACGUUAUCAACCCGAGAGUCCUGCACUGCGAGCCCAUUGGACGACAGCCUGAGGGACAUCACAGACGUGGCCCCCUGUCGAAAGAGGCGCUUUCGUCACCUCGGCGGCCCCGACCGCGACCCGGCGGUGAAAAAGCCGAACACGCAGAGAACGAGGGCCGACCCCCCAUCAGGAUCCAGUAAGCCGCAGACUCCCCAGCGUUCUACAGAUGCUGCAGCAGCAAGUUCAGCAGCUGAGGACCUGUUUGAGGACUUCUGACCCUUUCGACACGCCGUCUUAUUUUUUCAUUCUGAAUUUACGUGUUCGAGGUCGUGGAUUGUGAUUUCUAAGAGUUCAUAUACCGUUAUGUUCUCUCUGUCUGUGUUCUCGUUGGUGUUCAGCCACCUAAAGGAUUUCUGAAAUCACAAGAACCAGUGGACUAUUUUUAAGUAAAACUAGAACCACUGAAAGGAACUCUAAAGAAUCAUGAGAACCACUCCAAGGAACCUCAGAUCUUCCUAGAUAAAGAACCCCCUAAAGGACCAAAAGAGAACCCUAGCACAGUGUAAUGGUCGACUAGAACUACCUAAAGAUCCCUAAAGAAAUGCUAGAACCACUCCAAUUAAGCCCAGAACCUCUAGAGGGUUGCUGCAACCACCUAAAGACUUCAAAUGAUCACCAGAUCCACCUAAAGUAAGCCUAGAACAUCGUAAACAACCAUAAAACCAACUAAAACUCCUAAAGGAUCUCUAGAACCCACCCACAAGAUCCCUGAAAUCACAAGAACCCAUGAAGUACUCUUCAGAAACACUAGAACCACCUAGAGGAAAUGUAAAACCUUCUAAAGGUUCAUGAGAGCCACCUUAAGGAAUUUAAUCACAAGAACCACUGACAGAACAUUAUAACCUCCUAAAGGACGACAGAGAACCUUAGCAUAUAACGGACGACUACCUAAAGAUCACUAAAGUGAUGCUAGAACCACCUCAGUUGACCCUAGAACCUCCUAGGGGGUCGCUGCAACCACCUAAAGGUUCUAAAUGAUUGAUAGAACCACCUAAAGAAACCCUAGAACAUCGUCAUUAGUCCAAGUAUCAUAGUCUAGUGUUGCUGGAAUCAACUAUGAUUGCCUAAAGAAGCUCCUGAUUGGCCACUAGAACCGAUCUGGUGGCCUUCAUGUCCUCGUCUGUACUCACCUGUCUUCAGGUGUUUCCUUCAUGUUGUCACCUGUCUGAGGUUCUGCUGGACCGGGACGUAUUUUAAACACUGGGAAGAAUCAAUGCACUUCAUGAACAUUUGUACCAAUAAAAUGUUAAUUUGUCA